UCCCGUUUUGUCUGUCAUUAUAACAGUAGGAGGAAUAUUGUUUUAUGGUAAAAUUCUAUGACUUCCGGUGACUCUCACUUUGUAGAGCUCCCUCCCCUUCGAACAUGGUAGGAUAUCCUUCUCAUCGUAAUGUUCUAUUGCAUGUGCAAGGGAUUUUGCAGAAGCAACCAGUUGACUUUAAGUUAAUCAACAGGGAGAUAAUCUGGAUGGGCCUAAACUGACGCGUGAGUCUUUUAAGAGCAGAAAGUUUUCUCCUGCUGGUUGUGCCAGAGAAGGCAGAGAGAUUCAAAGCAUGAUGGAGAUUUGACAGGAGGAAGGUUCUCUGUUGCUGAAAUGAAAAGGGCUACAGUCAAGGACCUGAAGGAGGCCUCCAGGAGCUCAGAGCAGUCUCUGCUGACAGCCAUCCAAAGCUCAGGGACCUCAGUUCUACAACAGAGAAGUUGAAUUCUGCAAAUAAUCUGAAUGAACUUGCAAGCAAAUUCUUCUAUAGAAACUCCAGAUAAAAGUCCCAUUUGACUAACAUCUUGAUUUCUGCCUUGUGAGAUCCUAAGCAGAGGACUCAGUUGAGCUCACCUGGACUUCUAACCUGCAGAACCAUGAGAUAAUAAAGGCAGAAGAUAUACCAUCAGGUCCUAGAAGGAUUCUACCUUUCUUCUCCACCCUGAAGAGACUUGGAAAUUAAUGGGUAACAUUUUGCAUGAAAAUUACUGAAUGCUAUUCCUUCUUAUCUCUGAGGCCUUCUGUGGAGCAUUAAUAGGAGGUUGAGUGUGUGUGGAUAAAAUGGAUCAUCUUAAAGGAUUGAAGUUCCAAAAAUAUAUCGGCAGGACUGGACAGGUUUGACAUAAUGAGAUUUCUAUUUUAGCUUGACUUCUGGAACUCUGAAUAAGCUAUAAACUGAGCCGCACGAGCCCAGGGAAGGAAGUUUCUCUUCUAAAAUAUUCUAGCUGCAUAUAACACUUUUCUUAUUCUGAACCUUUGAAAAAAUAUAUUUACCCUCUCAAUUUCUUGAGAAUUAAGACUAAGAGACACUCACCAACUUUUAAUAUAUGAAGCGGGAUAGAAAGCAGCAAUUUGUAUCAUUCUGGAAAGAACAUUUAAAGAAACAGACACUAAAAAGACAAGAACUCUCUACAUAAGCACCAGUUGAGAUGGCAGAAGCUUCCGUGGACGCCUCAACUCUGCCCGUAACAGUGAAGAAAAAGAAGAGUUUAUCCAUUGAGGAAAAGAUCGACAUUAUAAACGCAGUAGAAAGUGGCAAGAAAAAGGCAGAAAUUGCCGCUGAAUAUGGAAUAAAGAAAAAUUCAUUGUCUUCUAUUAUGAAGAAUAAAGACAAAGUUCUAGAAGCCUUUGAGUCUCUGAGAUUUGAUCCAAAGAGAAAAAGACUGAGAACUGCUUUUUACACCGAUCUGGAAGAGGCGUUAAUGAGGUGGUAUCGAAUUGCUCAGUGUCUAAAUGUACCAGUUAAUGGCCCAAUGUUGCGUCUAAAAGCUAAUGAUUUUGCACAGAAACUGGGACAUAAUGACUUUAAGUGCAGUAAUGGUUGGCUGGAUCGCUUUAAAUCCAGGUAUGGUUUAGUAUUCAGAGCUCAACCUGUAGAAGCUACAGGUGUAUCGGUAGACCCUUCAACUGUCUGGCACCAAAAUGUACUUCCUUAUUAUUUAAAUGAUUAUCAUCCUAACAACGUUUUUAAUAUAAAAGAGACCGGGCUGCUUUAUCGAAUGUUACCUACAAAUACAUUUGCAUUUAAAGGAGAAACGUGCUCAAUUGGAAAGUUAUGCAAAGACAGAAUAACUCUAGUGGUUGGGACAAACAUGGAUGGCUCAGAGAAACUUCCUUUGCUUAUCAUUGGAAAACACAGAAAUCCACAUUGUUUCAAAGGUAUAAAAUCAUUGCCUGUGUGUUAUGAAGCUAACAGAAUGGCAUGGAUGACUUCAGAUGUAUUUGAACAAUGGAUGCGGAAGCUAGAUGAGAAAUUUCAAGCCCAGCAACGAAGAGUGGUCAUCUUUGUUGAUUCUUUUCCUUCACAUCCAGAGGUAAAGAACCUAAAGUCCAUUGAGCUAGCAUUCUUUCCAUCAUGUUUAUCUUCCAAAUUUAUAGCUAUGAAACAAGGCGUUAUUAAAAGCCUUAAAAUCAAAUACCGACAUUGUCUUAUCAAAAAAUUUUUAAGCUCUGUUGAAGGCAGCAAAGAAUUUACAUUUUCCCUACUAGAUGCAGUUGAUACUUUGCACCUUUGCUGGAGGGCUGUAACCCCUGAGACUAUUGUUAAGAGCUAUGAAGAGGCAGGAUUCAAAUCUCAAAAGGGAGAAAGUGACAAGACAGAUGCAGAGGCAGACACUGGUCUUGAUUUGGUUGCCCAUGCCCAGGCAGCAGGCGUGGAAUUUCCUGAAGGUUUAUCUCUGGAAGAGUAUGCUGCCCUCGAUGAUGAUUUGGAGACCUGUGAAGCGGCACCGGAAGGUGAUUCGGUAUGGACCGAAGAGAGUAAAUCAGAUGAAACUGGUCUUUAUGCUUCUGAUGAAGAGGAUGAUGGUGGAUCUCUAGGAACUGAACUCCCUUUACCAUCAAAAAAUGAGGCAAUAACUGCUUUAGAUACUCUUAAAAGUUUUCUUAGAAGUCAAGAUAUGAAUGAGGAGCUUCAUAAUUCUUUAGCAGACCUUGAAAUUUUUAUUAACUCAUCUAAAUAAUUAUCUGUGGUAUAACAUCUUUUCCUAAUGUAUUUUACUAGAUAAAGUAUAUAAAAGGAAACUACCACUUAAAAACAAAAAAUUUUAAAACUAGCAAUCUUUGGUGUAAUUGCAAAUGUCUUUGACCUGAAUAGCAAAGUUUGACCUAGGUAGAUUAAAUAGAGAAUAAGUAAAUGAAAAAUAUGAAUUUCAAUUUAGCAAGGUUUUGUGGAGUAGAAAAUGUAUUACAGAGGCCUUGUACAUGAAAUAUAUGGUACAUAUGCCAAAAAUAAAAAACUCUCCAGCUAUUUGAUUCAUA
Messenger RNA from Suricata suricatta (meerkat), 2979 nucleotides. RefSeq names its product tigger transposable element derived 4 (gene TIGD4). NCBI's taxonomy places the organism in Eukaryota, Metazoa, Chordata, Mammalia, Carnivora, Herpestidae. The record is from RefSeq and is a predicted model, not a curated record. Gene Ontology annotation, molecular function: DNA binding. Gene Ontology annotation, cellular component: nucleus. Bases 1149 to 2681 code for a protein of 510 amino acids. The transcript is spliced from 2 exons.